Xiphophorus hellerii (green swordtail) is the source of this 4663-nucleotide messenger RNA. Its product is annotated as nuclear distribution protein nudE homolog 1-like. Lineage: Eukaryota; Metazoa; Chordata; Actinopteri; Cyprinodontiformes; Poeciliidae. The transcript is spliced from 9 exons. Gene Ontology annotation, cellular component: kinesin complex; kinetochore; centrosome. Gene Ontology annotation, molecular function: microtubule binding. Bases 120 to 1151 code for a protein of 343 amino acids. Gene Ontology annotation, biological process: chromosome segregation; vesicle transport along microtubule; establishment of mitotic spindle orientation. The record is from RefSeq and is a predicted model, not a curated record.
UUGACGUUGACAAAAUGAAUGGCAAAUUUUAUUGUUCGACGCCUUCCCGAAGCGGCGAGUAACUUUCUGACUUCCAACUCAAGGACCAAAGAGCCCGCUGAGCUGUGACCGCGCUGGAGAUGGGGGACCAGGACGCGCCUCAGUUUGGAUCCGUGGAGGAAGAACUGGAGCACUGGAAGGAGGAGGCGGCCCGGCACCAGCAGAUUGCGGUGGAAGCGCAGGAGGAGCUGCAGGAGUUCCAGCAGAUGAGUCGGGACUACGAGGUGGAGCUGGAGACGGAGCUGAAGCAGCUGGACGCCAGGAACCGGGAGCUUCUCUCAGCCAACAACCGUCUGCGCAUGGAGCUGGAGAACUACAAGGACAAGUAUGAGACGCAUCACUCUGAGGCGUGCCGACAGAUCUCCAACCUGGAGGGAGACCUGGCCGAAACCGCGGCCGUCAGAGAUCAGCUCCACAAGUACAUCAGGGAGCUGGAACAGGCCAACGACGACCUGGAGAGGGCCAAGAGAGCGACCAUCAUGUCUCUGGAGGACUUUGAGCAGCGGAUGAACCACGUCAUAGAGAGGAACGCCUUCCUGGAGAGCGAGCUGGACGAGAAGGAGAAUCUCUUGGAGUCGGUUCAGAGGCUGAAGGACGAAGCGAGAGACCUUCGGCAGGAGCUUGCUGUGCAGCAGAAACAGCAGGUGCAGGACAGGAAGCCUUCCAUCAGCAGCUCCGUCAAAGAGCCUUCGUCCUCUUCGUCGUCGGCGGGGUUGCCGACCCCGCCCCUCACCCCCCCAGACAGUAGGAUGGAGGAUAAAACCUCGGCUCCGCCCAGACCUGUAGCCUCCUCUGAGGACAUCAGCACGCCACCGCCCUCCGUCAGCAGAGCUGAAAGCAUCUCUGCGAUUCCUCUCACCACGUCGGCGAGAAUCUCUGCUCUGAACAUCGUCAGUGAGCUGCUGAAGAAAGUCGGGAGCCUGGAGUCGAAGCUAGCGUCCUGUCGGAAUUACGUCAACGAGCAGACGGCGAAUCGCAGACGCCACAGCGGAGGAUCUGGAUCAGCGCCGGCCCAGAGCAACCCAUCAGAGCCCCAUCCCACCAACGGCCUCUACAACAAGGGCCUCGUGAAGAGGCUGGACUUUGGUGCAGGAUCCAAGCUGCUGCUGUGAACCCGACCGGACCUCUCCGUCUCCUCUUAGCGGGUCAGGAUGGUCCAAACCUCACCUGGACUCGGUUGGUACCUGACGGACCGCACUGACACCGAGCAGCUGAGGCUAAACGGAUGGAGACGCUGGAGGUUUAGUUGGUCUUUUAUCAGGACUUCCUGUUCAGCACUUGCACUUGUCUUGAACGUCCGUUCUGGACUUUUUGUUCCGACUCCCUGAGUCUGGAUUUGAAGACAUAUUUUUAUGUGUUCAGACUCAAUGAGAAGCUAAAUUCAUUAGUUGAUUAAAACAGUGAAAGUUUGCUUCUGAUGUUUGAAUUUUAGGAGGAGACGUUUUUCUGUUCACCUUACUUUGGUCCAUUCAAAGUAAGUGGAAGCAAGUCACAUGCUUUCCGGUUUGCUAGCUAACACCUGAUGGUCUGUAGUUAGAGUUUUCUCAUUAUUCGUCCUGAGGGGGCGUUUAUGCUUUUUGAUCUAGAUGUAUAAUUAUAGAUGGGAACGCACACCUGGAGCACAGCUGUGUGUUGCAUCAACUUGUGCCUUCAGGAAGUUUACUGGGAAAAAAACGGGUUUGAGAAGAAUCGUUCGUCAAUCACUUUAGCCGAGAUACAUAGUGGUUGCUAUAGCGAUUCCCGCCUUUUUUGGUUUGUUAUGUUUACUUUAUGAUGAAUUUUUUUAUUAUCUUUAACGUCGUUGCCACGGUAAUUUCUGGAUUUUUUUUGUUGGUUCUCUGCCACUAUUUCUUACGUAGUUGCCAUAGCAACAUUCCCUUUCUUUUUUUUUUACACUAACAUAAAAAAAUGUAUCCCAGCUUGUGAUUGGCUGUUUUCAACCGUUAUUUUUUUUAGUGCUAAAUGCUGAAUGGCUGUGCUAACUGGCCUUUGUGGUGAAGUUCUUGGAGCUUUUGUUUCAGUCAUCAGAAUUUUGACCGUUUGUUGUUUUUUAUGGGCGCUCUUGUGACUUUUUCCUUUUAUUUUUUUGUCCUAGUUGCCAUGGUAAUUUUCCGAUUUUUCCUUUUUUGAAUCUGGUGUAACGGGACAAAAUAAUACACGUUUAAAGGUGUCUUAAAUAAGAUAGUGUUUCCCUCAUUUUAAUGGUUGCUGUGGUGAUUUUAAUGACCACCUUUUCUUUGUCCGGUUGCCAUAGCAACAUUUACCAGGCACUUUUUUAAGGCACAUCUCAAAUAGUAUCCCAGACUGUGAUUGGCUGAUUUCAUGUUAAAUUCCUCCGGCCUCUCUCUACUCACUACCACAAUUCCCACCUUUUCUCUGGUUGCCAUGGUGAUUCCCGCCUUUUCUCUGGUCAAGCACUUUUCAGUAGCGAGAAAUACACUUUAAAAAAGAUUAUAAAUACUUGCUGUGUAAAACCUAUAGGUAGUAUAGACGUUUUUUCUCGACUGUGAAUGUGUGAAUUAUUUACUGUAAAGAUUUGUAACGGAUGUUGAUGUUUAGUGUAUUAGGAAGCACAAAGACUCGGAGGAAAUUUAGCUAAUUUGGCCACAACAGGAUGUAGAACCAUCCUGAAGUGCCCAGUUUGUGGAAACUGGUAAAGCAGACACUGGACAAAAGAAAAUAAAAUGCUUCUUUUCUGAUGCACAUCGUACUUUUGAAGGGGAAAUUGGAGCAUAACAAUAGUUGAGAUUAUAGUUAAAACCAAGACUAAACGAUUAAAGCCUUGAUGUUUGAGCUGUUUGUGUUAUAAACAAAUGAAUUCACCCUUUAAACUCUGAAAUAUGACAGCAGAGCUUCCAGUUUCACAUCGUCUCGGCGCUCCCGUCCGCAAAGCGCCGUAAACCUUCAGCUCCACGCCCUCCACUGUCCACAGAACAACACAAACGGGCCGAACCGCCCGAGGCAAACAUUUCCCCUUUUCAGGGUCGGGUUUCAGUUACAGAGCUGCUGCACUGCAAAAACACACAAAGUAGUUUUUGAUUUUGAUCUAGUGCAAAUAUCUUGGUGCACUCGAAAUAAGACAAACUAACUUACAAGUAGCUUUUUAGCAAGAUAAAGGAGCUUGUUUGAAGUCUGAUUUCUUGAUAUUGAUGGAAAAAUAACUAUUUCCAAUCACAGAUUAUUUCAAUUUUAACUGGAGAAAACUGUCUUGAUGUAAGUGAAAUAAUUUGCCAGCAGAGCUAGAACUUUUUUAUCAAUAUUAAGGUAUUAUUUACUUAAAACGGAUUUGAUUCAGAGUCAUAUUUAUUGGGAUUUUUAGAAGGAAACUGAAAAAGAUGCAGUUUUAUUAAAAAUUAAACAAAACCCGAUUCUGCUGAUGGAGCAACAAAGCGCCCAUUUUACGAGAAAUUACAAAAACAAUCAUAGAUGUUUUAAAUAAGCAGACACUGUUUUCCAGAGGAAGAUCCUGUUAGUGAGUUUUUAUUGGCACCCUGAAGGAUCGAGUGUUGAGCUGAAUAAGACGAGUCAGGCAGGAAAAAUAAUCUACAAUGAGCCGCACAAAGGUAUUACUGCAGUUUGAUUCAUAUCGACAUGAAUUUUAAUAAGAUCAGAUCAGCACAAAGUAGGACAUAUUUAUAAAUUACGACAAUACACUAAAAAACACAAAAUCUCACCAAGUAGUUUUUGUCUAGUAUCCCCAUAUUUCUCAUGCAAAUAUCUUAGUAAACUGAGUUUCUGCGAGAUGUAUAGGCUUGUUGUAAGUCAAUAAUUCAUUAAUAUUGAUGAAAAAGUGCUAGUUUUUCCAUAAAUAUGUACUACUGCAUAUUAUUUCACUUACAAAAAACAUUUUUCCCACACAAUAAGUGAAAUAAUCUGCCAAUAAAACCAGAACUCCAUAAAUAAUAAUGAAUUGACUUAAAACAAACUCCUAUUAUUAUAAGUUAGUUUUGUUUUAUUUCCAGUGCAAUAAGAUAUUUUCCCUAGAAACGAGGCCAAAAUACUUGCCAAGAUUUAGCAUUUUUGCAGUGUAAUUUAUGGUUUGCACAUUUUUGCGCCUUUAUAUUCAAACUCUGAGUCAACAUUUAGUUUUGCGUUAAAUUUCUCCAGAUUGUUUUCAUGAAGCUGGGGAAAUCCUCAUAGAACAAAUAUGAAUUAUUCACAGAUGAUGGCCACUUCUGGUUAGACCGGAUUUUAUCUAAAUGUAUAAAUGCACACCACACUUUUCAGACUUUGUGUUCUUCUGUUGUAUAAAGUCCCAACAAAACCCACUGAGGCUUGUAGUUCAUGUGGCAAAAUGUUGUGAAGUGCAGCACAAAGUUGGAAUAAAAAGGUUCUUGAUUAAUUCAGAGGAUGAACCAAAGUUUAAAAUCGCAGGUUUUCCCGUUGAGUCUGAACCAGAACCUUUGAUCCGUCCAGAAAUCUGUUACUAUUUUUACAACUUUAAGUGAGUUUAACGGGAGAGAAGAAGAAGAAAUCUGCAGCUCCAGGAUCUAAGCUUCACUGAAGAAAACCUGUUUUAUUCUUCUGUAUGUUUACUAACACAGGAUGAAUGUGAUGUUUUGUUUUUUACCUUCUCUGCUGCUUGUGAUGUUUCUGAGAAAGGCAAUAAAACUCAUGCCUGACA